AUGCAGGAGAUGGACUGGCUGAUCGGACAGAUAAUAGACAAUGUUGACCACAACACUCUGGUCUGGUUUACAGGUGACAACGGACCCUGGGCGGAGAAGUGUGACCUUGCAGGAAGUACAGGACCGUAUACAGGAGCAUGGCAAACAGCACACGGUGGUAGCGCAGCAAAACAGACAACAUGGGAAGGUGGCCAUCGUGUCCCCACCAUUGUGUACUGGCCAGAGGUGGUUCCAGAAAACAGGACAAGCUCUGCCCUGCUGAGCAUGCUGGACAUUUUCCCCACAAUAGUAAGUCUGGCAAAUGGCACUCUUCCAGCCAAUCGGCAGUUUGACGGUAUAGACAUCUCUGCGAUCCUCUGUGGAAGGGCACAAACAGGACACCAGAUCCUUUAUCAUCCCAACAGCGGAGCAGGAGGGCAGUAUGGAGACAUAGAAGCAAUUCGGUUGGGUCCAUACAAGGCUUUUUAUACCACAGGUGGAGCAUUGAGCUGUGAUGGGAAGAUCGGACCUGAGCGACAUCAUAACCCUCCUUUAGUUUUUAACAUUGAGCGUGAUCCACAGGAAGAGACACCCCUGGAGACAAGCAGCAAAGAGUUUCAGCAAGUGCUGCCAAUGAUCAAGGAAGCCAUUUCUGCAAUUCACCAAAAUGUCCGCAAAGACAAUGUGUCCACAGCUGACUAUUCCCAGGACAGGUCUGCCAUAUUGUGCUGUAACCCCCAGCAUAUUGUGUGCCGCUGUACAGAGCCAUGA
Staurois parvus is the source of this 750-nucleotide messenger RNA. The record is from the annotation of a GenBank genome assembly. Lineage: Eukaryota; Metazoa; Chordata; Amphibia; Anura; Ranidae.